Symbiodinium sp. CCMP2592 is the source of this 3507-nucleotide messenger RNA. NCBI's taxonomy places the organism in Eukaryota, Dinophyceae, Suessiales, Symbiodiniaceae. The record is from the annotation of a GenBank genome assembly.
AUGGAACCCAUCCUGGAGACGGAAGAAGCUGAGUCGAGCCUGCAGAGCUCGCAGACUAAUUUCAAGAAGUUGCGGCGUCUUCCAUCUCCUGCUGAAUGGAAGGAAUUUUCUCGAAGUCUGGGAGUGAUCAGGGCAGGCCUCGAAGCAGGAGAUCCCAAGUUUGGGAUGAGUCUGCAAGAAGCCAAGGAAGUAUAUGAGAGGGUGGAGGACGUCGUGAACCUGGUCAUGAAGCAUCAGGGUCAGGUCAAGAACCUUGAAGAUCGAGAGAAGAAGAAGACCGCCGAUCUGGCGAGCUCGCAGCAGGAAAUCAUGAAUCUGAAGAAGCAGCUCUCCCUGGCCACACAAAGAUUGACGGAAGCUGAAGAAAGUGUCAAGGAAAGCAGGCAGCAAGCUGUGCCUCCAGAGGAAGUGGAGCAGCUGUUCAUGAGGCUGGCAGACUUCGAGUCGCUGGCGCAAAACGUCUUCGAUGCCGAAGCGCUCUCGGAGGUUUCUGUGGCAUCAAUCCUGGGUGGCCUGACAGGGUCAAAGCCUCGGAGUGCGCCUGGAUCGCCGUACACGCCAUUGGAAGACAAGGAGAACGUGGAGGUGGAGACCAGCAAGCUUCGCCGAGCAGUGGAGGAGGCGGAAGAGGAGGCAAAGUCCGCGAAACAAACAUCGGUCGAAGCCCGCCUAGAAGCCGAGGGCUACAGAGAGGAGCUGGAGAAAGUAAACGGCGAGAUAAUUUCUGUCAAGAAGGAGCUGGGAGACGUGCAGCGAGCGCUGUGCAAGGAAACACGCGACCUGCGGACGAUGCAAAAUGUCGUCGAGACACAGCACCAGGCGGUGAUGAAGGAGCAGCAGAGGUCACAUGCACUGGCUGAAGAGCUCCGACGAGUAAAGGUUGAAGGUGUUCUGAACGCUACAAUCGGCAAAGAGGCCCUCUCCACAGGGGUCCCUGCAUCGAAAGAGGACGUCGAAACUCGAAGAGACGACGUGUCAGAGACCACUGCAUCCUCAUCCUCUGCAGAAGCGGUGGUGGCUAUCUUCCGCGAGCAUGUCGCCGAUACGCAGGGUCUUUUGGAAGAUGAGAUGGCCAACGUGAAUACCGUCUUGGAUGUCCAGGAGGAGGUGCUUCUCGCCUUGCGCAGGGUUGCCGAGGACAGGACGUAUCUACGCUCCAGGCUGAAGAUCAAGCAGUCGGAGACAGACCAAGUUCGCCGCGAUCUUGAGAAUGCAGAGGCGACAAACGAUGAGCUCACGACCAAGUUGCAGUGCUCCGAGGAGGCUUUGCAGGACGCCAGGGCGAAGGCCUUGCAGCAUGCCUGUGCAGAAGAACAGGUGCAGAUGAAGUACAGCGAGACGGUUGCAGCAGCACAGGCCUUGCAGGAUGCGAUCGCGGCCUUGCAGUCCCAGGUGGAAGAGCUUCAGACGCAGGUAGAAGUAAAGCAGCAAAAGCUCACGGCCGUAUCGCAAACCCUCGAGGCCGAAACUGCCGAUGCCGCCGCACAGCUCGUCGCUGCCCGAAAGAAGGUCGAGAGUCAUGAGAGUGAGCUCCGGGAAUCUGUGCUCGCAGCGGAGAAACUGCAGGCGACAAACGACGAGCUCACGACCAAGUUGCAGUGUUCGGAGCAGGCUUUGCAGGACUUGGAGGCACAGAAGCAAGCCGCCGCGGCAGAUCUAGAGAUCCGCUCCACGGCCGUUGCACGUGCCGAAGCGGACAAGAUGGAACUGCAGGCCAAGCUCGCUGACCGCGAAGCUCAGCUUUUUGCGGCCGUGCAGGCGCAGGAGGCAAGCAAGGAGUUGAUUGAAGCUCUUCGUGGAGAAGCAGUGCAGAUGAAGUACAGCGAGACGGUUGCAGCAGCACAGGAUGCGAACGCGGCAUUGCAGUCCCAGGUGGAAGAGCUUCAGACGCAGGUAGAAGUACAGCAGCAAAAGCUGACGGCCGCAUCGCAAACCCUCGAGGACUUGGAGGCACAGAAGCAAGCCGCCGCGGCAGAUCUAGAGAUCCGCUCCACGGCCGUUGCACGUGCCGAAGCGGACAAGAUGGAACUGCAGGCCAAGCUCGCUGACCGCGAAGCUCAGCUUUUUGCGGCCGUGCAGGCGCAGGAGGCAAGCAAGGAGUUGAUUGAAGCUCUUCGUGGAGAAGCAGUAGCUUCCGCAAGUGUGCUUCCAGAGGUGCAGAUGAAGUACAGCGAGACGGUUGCAGCAGCACAGGCCUUGCAGGAUGCGAACGCGGCAUUGCAGUCCCAGGUGGAAGAGCUUCAGACGCAGGUAGAAGUACAGCAGCAAAAGCUGACGGCCGCAUCGCAAACCCUCGAGGCCGAAACUGCCGAUGCCGCCGCACAGCUCGUCGCUGCCCGAAAGAAGGUCGAGAGUCAUGAGAGUGAGCUCCGGGAAUCUGUGCUCGCAGCGGAGAAACUGCAGGCGACAAACGACGAGCUCACGAACAAGUUGCAGUGUUUGGAGCAGGCUUUGCAGGACUUGGAGGCACAGAAGCAAGCCGCCGCGGCAGAGCUAGAGAUCCGCUCCACGGCCGUUGCACGUGCCGAAGCGGACAAGAUGGAACUGCAGGCCAAGUUCGCUGAGCUUCGCGGUCAGCUUUUUGAGGCCGUGCAGGCGCAGGAGGCAAGCAAGGAGUUGAUUGAAGCUCUUCGUGGAGAAGCAGCUUCCGCAAGUGUGCUUCCAGAGGUGCAGAUGAAGUACAGCGAGACGGUUGCAGCAGCACAGGCCUUGCAGGAUGCGAACGCGGCAUUGCAGUCCCAGGUGGAAGAGCUUCAGACGCAGGUAGAAGUACAGCAGCAAAAGCUGACGGCCGCAUCGCAAACCCUCGAGGCCGAAACUGCCGAUGCCGCCGCACAGCUCGUCGCUGCCCGAAAGAAGGUCGAGAGUCAUGAGAGUGAGCUCCGGGAAUCUGUGCUCGCAGCGGAGAAACUGCAGGCGACAAACGACGAGCUCACGACCAAGUUGCAGUGUUCGGAGCAGGCUUUGCAGGACUUGGAGGCACAGAAGCAAGCCGCCGCGGCAGAGCUAGAGAUCCGCUCCACGGCCGUUGCACGUGCCGAAGCGGACAAGAUGGAAUUGCAGGCCAAGGUCCAGGUCCAGUCGGAAGCUGCGUGCUUUGACAUUUCUACACCGCGGAGCAUCAAGUCACCAUGGGCAGAGAGCCCGGAGGCUGCUCCAGUGGCUGAAGUGGCUGGAGCAGAGCAAUCGGGACUCUUGGCCGAGAACAGGCUGUUGCGUGAGCGACUCUCUGCUUUCGAGGAGGAGAAGGCAACUUCCCUCCAAGCUUUACGCGAACAAGUGAUGCUGCUUGCCAGAGAGAACUACGAUCUCAAGCAUGGAGUUCGCCAAGCCGAGGCGCCCCUCGUGCAAGCCAAGGAGGUGCCUGCCGGCUCGGGAGCUGCAUCCGAAGGUGACCAAAGGUGGUGGCUGUCUGCCAUCUUUUCUCCGUUCUUGACUGAAGGAGACAUGCGUGAAAUCCAUGCGCAGUCUCGCUUGGACGAAGCCGACGGCCGAAACGAGGGCUGA